AUUCAAAAAUAAAAAACUUUUUUUUGGCCGAACAAAAAUCAUUUACCUUCUUUAAACUUUAAGUCUCGAAGUUUGCCGAGCAGUGUAAGAGAGAACGAGAGAGAACGCGAUUGUGGGAGAGCGAAAAUGCAAAACCUAAGAAUGAAAGCUAAGAGUGAAAUAAGUGUAAAGUCGCAAUCAGUCGCCACAGUUGCAGCAGCUACGCGCAACAAGCAAGUUGAUCAUCAUCAGCACCAAUCAAGAUGUCGAUAAUGGCUGGCAGCAUGGAUUACAAGUGGCGCAAACGCAUGUGCUACAAGUGGCAGGAGGAGAUGCGACUCAAGCAGCUGAUGCCGGCGCCAGCAACUGUGCCGAUCGUUUCCCAGCAGCAGCUGCAACGGCAGCGAGAAAAAGAUCUACAGCAUUAUGGUGAUAAUCAAAAGUAUACGAAGCAAACACAGCAGCAGCAAUAUGAGCAGCAACAGCGCAAACUUCACGAGCAACAGCGCAAACUUCACCAGCAAAAACAACAGCAACAGCAGCGCACAGAUUUUCAACGGCAACAGCAACAGCAACAAGAGUCGCAGCAAUCACUUAUUAGCAACAAUAAGUCGCUCGAUCACUUCAUCGAGGAUCCCAUGAAUCUGCACAAACUAUUCUUGCCACGUUGUACACUGCAAAAACUGUCGUAUCGCGCCGACUUUCAGCGGCUGGUGAAAAUGUGUUUUGUGCGCGUCAAAUUUGGUAUCGGACAUCGUGUGGCUCAGAUCCAGGGCUUUGGCAAAUGGCGCCCCGCAAGUGAUCCCACUUUAAUACUGCGACUCGACAACAAUCCGCGUGUCUUUACCAUGGAUCAGCUGGCCAACACGUACUUUGUGGCAGCGGAAUUGCGUGACUUUGAAUACAUGUGGCGUGCUUACAACUUUGAGUUGCCGUCGCGUCGCAUUAUCGAGCAAAAAUAUAAAGCGCUCACCGAUGCCAAGUUGCUAAUAGGUAAAAGUCGUGUAGCUAAUGUUAGUUGUCCAACUGCAGCUGGCCAAUGCAUCAUUCACAAACUGGCUGCGACAGCAAAGACGUGUCUCGUUCAUGAUCCCGCAUCCAAUUCGCUGGCUCGCAAGUAUUUCCUGGAGCCCAUGGAUUGUUACAAACGCUAUCUGCCCAUUUCUUCGACAGUCGAAGUCGCAAAGCUGCCGCUGCAUAUGCCAUCGUUGGAACCGAUUCCGCUUCCCAUGCCACUCAAGAAGCGCAUCUCGCUCGACGAAUAUCGCGAACGUUUUAUCAAAAAGUUCAAUUAACAAGCAGUCUAGAGUUGAUCUGCAAGCAAACUGCAAACUCU
Messenger RNA from Drosophila nasuta, 1315 nucleotides. RefSeq lists its product as uncharacterized. The coding region runs from base 243 to 1274 and encodes 343 amino acids. Gene Ontology annotation, molecular function: DNA binding. NCBI's taxonomy places the organism in Eukaryota, Metazoa, Arthropoda, Insecta, Diptera, Drosophilidae. The transcript is spliced from 2 exons. The record is from RefSeq and is a predicted model, not a curated record.